This is a messenger RNA of Prunus armeniaca (apricot), 900 nucleotides long. The record is from the annotation of a GenBank genome assembly. Lineage: Eukaryota; Viridiplantae; Streptophyta; Magnoliopsida; Rosales; Rosaceae.
AUGGCAGAAGUAGCGAAGAAGUAUGCAGUUGUUACAGGUUCAAAUCAGGGGAUUGGAUUUGGAACAGUUAGGAAGUUGGCUUCAAAUGGGAUCAUGGUGGUGUUAACUGCUUUAGAUGACAAAAUGGGUCUUGAAGCUAUUGAAAAAUUGAAAGAGUGUGGCCUCUCUGACCUGGUCGUUUUUCAUCAACUUGAUGUAACAAACACUGCUAGCAUUGCUUCCCUUGCAGAUUUUGUCAAAACCCAAUUUGGGAAACUAGAUAUCUUGGUAAAUAAUGCAGGGGUUAGUGGAACCACUGUAGACCCUGAAGCUAUGAGAGCUGCUGCAGCUGAAGGUAUUGGUAAGGAUGGUGUCGGAGUCAAUUGGAGUGAAAUAAUGACUCAAACGUAUGAGUUAGCUGAAGUAUGUGUGAAAACAAACUACUAUGGUGCCAAGAAAAUGACCAAAGCACUCCUUCCUCUCCUUCAGCUAUCUGAUUCACCAAGAGUUGUCAGUCUUUCUUCUGGCAUGGGAUCGUUAAAGCACAUACCAAAUGAAUGGGCCAAAGAGGUGUUAAGUGAUGCUGAGAAACUUACAGAAGAGAGAAUAGAUGAUGUUUUGAAUGAGUUUCUCAAAGACUUCAAAGAAGAUAUUCUAGAAACCAAAGGCUGGCCUACUUCCCUCUCUGCCUAUAUACUCUCGAAAGCAGCCGUGAACGCAUUCACUAGAAUGAUGGCCAGGAAGUACCCAAACAUCUGCAUCAAUAGUGUGGACCCUGGAUUUGUCAAAACAGAUAUGAACUUCAAUACUGGUAUGUUAACCAUUGAUGAAGGUGCUGAGAGUGUUGUGAGGUUAGCUGUGGUUCCAAAUGGCAGCCAUUCUGGCCUCUACUUCUAUUUACAAGAAGUCUCACCCUUUUGA